AUGUUUUCCUUUGUGACCCAGCCGUUUCGGCCUUUCUACUGCCUUUUGUAUGGACCUGAGAGCCAGGAUAAUUUCCGGAUCCGGUGCCUUCGUCGGCUGCUCAGUUUCCUGUUGGGCCUGGUUUUGGGUCACCUCCUCUGGAAACUGGUGGCUCUGAACUUCAGCUUGGGCCGCCUGUUCGCCCACGGACCCACCGACCUCUCCGUCUUCACGAUCUUCGUCUUGCUGACCGGAACGGCCUUCAUGCUGAGUCGUUCAACUCGAACUGUGAUUAUGUUGAUAUUCGUGGCACUGGUGGGCAAAUCUGGAAGGACAUAUUUCCGAGCUGUGGCCUUCGCCUUCAUCAUAUCCGGUCCCAUAGAUAAUCUGGUUGCAAAUGCAGGCGAAGUGGCCCGGGUGUUUGUCUGCACCACUAUGCUGACUUACAAUCUCUCCAAAACCCGCUUCGAUCUGAUGGCCAAACCGUUUACAAACACUUUAAAGCACAUGCGCGGGGAUGUGGAGGAGAUACGCCAGACCUUCGGGGAAUUGCAAGGGGUCCUGGUGGAUCUUAAGUACGCCGUGGAACACUCGGACAUCGAGGACGAUAAAUAUGGUGACAAGAAGACUAAGCCCCUGUACGAAAGAUGGGGUAGGGAAGCCCGAAAGAUGAAUAUUAGUGGCAAUGGAAUGGUGGGCAAGGAGCUACCAACAGCCGCUGAAGCUCAGGAGCGUUUCCAGAGGAACAUGAGGAACCGCUGCAAACAUCAGCUGCAAAGUGGCCAUCGGGUGUGCCUGGAGGUGUUUCAGCAGGGUUAUCGCAAGUGCACCACCAAUUUUCCACCACUGAUAGGCAAGGCCAUCUGUUGGCCCUAUCGCGUGGACAUCAUCUGCGAACUAGAUCUCUUUGGCAAUCCGGACAAGAUAUGUGACCCGUCCGAUGUUGUGCCGCGGAACUUUGGAGAGACCUACGUGCAGCUAUUAAAAGCCGAGCAGGAACUCUUCGACAACAGUUCAGAGAUACAGGUCAGCUAUGAGGUGAAGGACGAGGAAAUAGCCAGGAGCAAGCUGCAGUCCGCCCAGAGAACUUCAGAGGCUUUCACCAAGGACUUCGAACGCCGAAGACGCAUUUUUAACCGGGUUAUGGGUGUGUUGCAGAAGAUUCUGUGUUUGUUUAUGCUGCGCAUGAUUUUCGUAUCCAUCAAUUACUAUCUAAAGUAUCUUGGUGACGUGGAGUUCGACAACUUCUACAUCACCGAUUACUUUAAGCAUGUGGACCAGAGGCGCAAAGAUGAGCGCAAUGAUGCGAUUUUGCCACUGCGCACCUACGAGAAGUCCAUGUACAUCGACCUGAGUCACAUUUUCAGUCGCACCCACGAGGAGUCGACUACUGUAUUCUUUAGCUUGAUUCAGUUUCUGCUGGAAAUAGUCACUGCAGGUCUAUUUAUUUUGAUCGACCACAUGGUGGUCGAACUGCUACAGAUCAUCCGAAUGCGAUCACUGAUCACUUAUCACCAGGAGGGCGAGCAUGAAGUGAGAUUUAAUAUAAGUGGUGUGGGACAAAUGGCGAGACUGCUACGCACCACCAUGCAUAACUUCAAUAUCCACGAGCGGGUCUCCACUUCGCUGACCAACGAGGAGUGCCUGCCCGAUGCCCACGUGCUGCCCAGGUCCUUCUACUACAAGCUGCUCCUGCUCUAUCUGGUAAUCCUGCUACUGAUCUACCAGAGCACCACCUUCCUGCGAAUGCGUCGCAUGAUUUGCAGCUUUUUUUACUACAAGCGGGAGAAGCAGCGUAUUCUUUUUCUGUACAACCGCAUCCUGCGGAGUCGACUUAGUUCCCUCGAGAAUUUAGUUCGCAGUGCCGAAGACAACUUGGCCACAUAUCGCGUCCAGCAACACGUCAAUCUCUUCUUGUGGCUACGCUUCUCAUGUCCUUCGCUCUUUGGUUGGCUCCGAUUCUUUAAAUGCGCCAAAAGGAACUGCCUAAUUUGUCAAGGAUUCGAAGAUGCCACAUUUACUUAUUGCCAUACCUGCGGUGUAUCCUAUUGCGACGACUGCGCCGAGGAUCUCAACAGUGUUUGUCUGCAGUGUGGGACUGUACUUUCAAGGAUACCAGAGGAUUCGGACAGUAGCGUCGAGGUGUACGCUUACAGGAAGGAGAAGUGAUGUAUCUAAGGAUAUAUAUAUAUGUUAAGAAGCAGUCCUCUACAUUUAAAAUACUGCCACUCCCAACUAUUUCCUCGGCCGAUGGCACUGUCUGCCAGUUGUCUACUGUAAGUUGGAAAACAGUUCUUUGCAACAAAUACAAGCAUCGCU
This is a messenger RNA of Drosophila rhopaloa, 2298 nucleotides long. RefSeq names its product protein sneaky (gene snky). The transcript has 3 exons. The coding region runs from base 1 to 2148 and encodes 715 amino acids. NCBI's taxonomy places the organism in Eukaryota, Metazoa, Arthropoda, Insecta, Diptera, Drosophilidae. The record is from RefSeq and is a predicted model, not a curated record. Gene Ontology annotation, cellular component: membrane.